This is a messenger RNA of Paramacrobiotus metropolitanus, 1155 nucleotides long. RefSeq names its product V-type proton ATPase 21 kDa proteolipid subunit c''-like. Bases 218 to 841 code for a protein of 207 amino acids. Lineage: Eukaryota; Metazoa; Tardigrada; Eutardigrada; Parachela; Macrobiotidae. The transcript has 6 exons. Gene Ontology annotation, cellular component: proton-transporting V-type ATPase, V0 domain. Gene Ontology annotation, molecular function: proton-transporting ATPase activity, rotational mechanism. The record is from RefSeq and is a predicted model, not a curated record. Gene Ontology annotation, biological process: proton transmembrane transport.
ACGGAAACACAAGACAUUUGCAGCAAAUGAUUUGCUGUUUGUGUUCCAUCCUGCGGAAUAAUUUCCUCCCUUUUUGUGGACUCGUUCCCUUCUUGCGAAGCUCGGCGAGGACAUGGUUUUGGGAUAGCGUGUAGAAAACCAUAUUUUCCUGUAUCGUGGACGAAUUUCUCUAUACGUCUUUAAUCUUUCGAUUUGAUUGAAAGAUUCCACCAGCAAGAUGGGUGCAGGAUCCGCAAUCAGUUUGAUGAUUCUGUUAUGGGCUGCCAUAUUUGUUGCUUUGGGUGUGUAUUACUGUCUUUCCGGACAAGGGCAGCGAAUCGACUUUGGAUGGUUUUUGGCCGGACUUGAUCCCCAUAUUUGGGCUGCCACGGGCGCUGCUGCUGCAAUCUCGCUCUCGGUUCUUGGCGCUGCAUGGGGUAUUUUCUCCACGGGCUCGUCGAUCAUCGGUGGUGGUGUGAAGGCUCCCAGAAUCAAGACCAAGAAUUUAGUCAGCAUCAUCUUCUGCGAAGCCGUUGCUAUUUAUGGGAUUAUUAUAGCCAUUGUCAUCACAAAUCUGAUCGAAGACUUCAAGCUCAGCCAACUAAACUUCAAAACAUUGUCCGAUACCGUGCGUGCUGGCUACGCCUUAUUUGGCGCUGGUUUGACAGUGGGAUUCUGUAAUGUUUUUUGUGGCAUUGCCGUGGGAGUUGUUGGAUCGGGUGCAGCACUGGCCGAUGCCCAGAAUCCCUCCCUCUUCGUCAAAAUUCUCAUUGUGGAGAUUUUCGCAUCGGCCAUUGGGUUAUUCGGCGUAAUCGUCAGCAUCAUUCAAGUUUCCGGUGUGAGAAUGGGAGUUAAAGGCUAACAGAGGUUUAAAUACUUAAAAAUAUUAUGACUGUCAAUUUAAUCACUGACUUCGUUUGUGAUCCGUGUGGCAGCAUUCAUGUUGCGAUUCUUGUGUUUGCUUUUUAUCCUCAGUAUGCAUUCCUGUGAAUUGGUGUGGAUGUUGUAUGGGUUUUGAAUGGUACAGCAGAAACUUUUAAUUGUUUUAUUUCGGUUGUAAAUCGCAGACUGGAAACCAUAAAUGUACUUCCCGCUGCGGAAGAAAUGUGAAGGUGUGUAAUUUUGUUUCUGCGAAUUAUUUUUUGAGUAACUUCAUUAAACCCCCAGUACGUAUUA